Propithecus coquereli (Coquerel's sifaka) is the source of this 2192-nucleotide messenger RNA. RefSeq names its product transmembrane protein 196 (gene TMEM196). Lineage: Eukaryota; Metazoa; Chordata; Mammalia; Primates; Indriidae. Bases 1023 to 1541 code for a protein of 172 amino acids. The transcript has 4 exons. The record is from RefSeq and is a predicted model, not a curated record.
CACUGCUCCCCUCACCCCAGUACACAGCGACUAGGAAGAAAGUUUUGCACAGAAUGAGCCCCGCGUUGACGUAGGCAUCGCCUCCCCUCUCGGCUGGAUAGAAGCCCAGAAGGGAGCGAAUGGGGGAGAUGCAGAGGUAGGGAUCGCUUGGAUUCCUGUGGUUAGGGUCGGGUCCGGGGGCGGGGCGGAUCAAAGGCCAGCCACGAGUGUUGGUCUUACAUGCACAAAUACAUCAGGCUUUUGCCUCCUCCGUCAACCUCCUAAAUCCCUAUGAGGUCAUAGCAAUGAGAGAGAAUCAGAUCAAGAGAGAGGGGGAGGAAGAGGACGACGACGAGGGAGAAGAAACCCAGACGGAAAGAGGCCAUCAGACAAGGUCGCUUUUUCUGGCGACACAGCAACUGCGAGGAGCGUGGCGCUGAAUACCAUCCGCCCGCUCGCCUGGGGACCGACAGACCUGCAGGAGCACUUUGCAUUACCGCGAAAACAAAGGCGAGGAGACGGGAGGGCGAGGGACAGAGAAGCUCCGAGCAGUGUCCCCUCGGAGCUCCAGGGAGCGAAGCUCAUCUCCUUCGCAAGGAAAGAGAGAGGAUCCUGGAAAGGUCUGGGAGGGUAGGAGGGAGCGGCGUUUCCUUGCGGAGGUUUGGGACGCGGCGGAACUCUGGACAGCGCCUCGCGAGCCGGCUCGGGGCUCCCUGGGCUCCUCGGGGUUUCUGGUUCCUUCUUAAAAGCCCUGCCACUGGUGUGCUCUCUUCUCCUGGACUCUCACCACCAACCCCAAGAAGACCCUUCUACGGUCCCUGUCUGAACGUGCCAGGGGGUGGAGCAGCUCUUUCGUCCCUGGCCUGGUCAGAGAAGAGGGUCUCCGUUUCUGGAAAUCUGGUCCUGUGGAUAAUGCCUUGCUGGUGAAGAAAGAAAAGUUUUGGGAUUUGGUAGGGGGUGGAAGGGGUAAGAAGGAUAGGAAGAAAAAAAGGUGGAUGGUUGGUUUCCCUCUCUGAUCUGGAAGGAAUGAUGACCGAGGAAGGAUGUGCACCAGCGGCCAGAUUAUUGGGAGCCUCUUGGUGCUCUCUGUGCUGGAGAUAGGGCUGGGGGUGUCCAGCGUGGCCGUGGGGGCGGUCAGCUUCAGCCUGGCCCUCCGAGAGCACAAGCCGCAGCUUGGAGACUCGUCCCCGUUUCUUCUUUGUGGCAUUUGUGGAAUAUUGUGCGCCAAAAAAAAAUCAGGACUUGUCAUGAUCCUCUUUUCAGCGUGCUGUAUCUGUGGACUCAUUGGAGGCAUCCUGAAUUUUCAGUUCCUUCGGGCAGUCACAAAGAAGACCUCUUCCCUGUAUCCUCUGCAUCUCGCCUCCAUGUCUCUUGCUUGCAUUGGGAUCGGGGGCUGCACUCUCUCUUCCUGGCUCACCUGUCGACUUGCCAGCUAUGAACAGAGGAGGAUGUUCUCAGAAAGGGAGCAUUCCCUGCAUCACUCUCAUGAAAUGGCUGAGAAAGAAAUGACAGACAACAUGAGCAAUGGAGGACCACAACUGAUAUUUAAUGGAAGAGUAUAAUCAAUGUUUUAAAGAAUUGAACCUUUUUUAGGACUUUCAUGAGGCAAGGAAAUACCAAAGGACUAAGAGAUAAAAUUCAAACAGUUCUUGCAUUUGCUUUCAUCUUUCCUGAGCAUCUACCAAAAUUAUUCUUCCUCAAUUUUGCCUCACUUAUUUCUCCAACCUUUUUUAUGGGGUAAAAAACUUUCCAGAAAUGUUCUAGUACAGUAAUUUCAAGAGACUUUCCAGAUUGUUCUACAGAAGACUUUUCAGGAAAAAGUAAUAAAUAAAAUAGAAAUAAAAUUAAUAUUCUACCCAAACACUAUUUGACUAGCAUGAGUAUUAGAUUUGUAAUGACAUAUUUCAUAUGAGUAAUUGAAAAGUGCAAAUAUGAAGAAAUAACAAUAACUUAUUAAUGUCUUUGUUUUGAAAGACAGAUGGCUUCAAGAAUGCCGCAAUUCAAAACCUCAGUAAUGCCUUGUUAUAAAAACAUUGUAAUUAUUUUCAAUUUGUGAAUGAACUAUAUUUCAUAAUUUAUUUGUAAACCUAAACACAAAAAGAUUUUUUUAGAGAGAGAGGAUACUAAUCAGUAUGAUAUUUUUGCAUUUUUGCACAAGAGUGAAAAGCUGUAAGUGAAUAUCAUUUAAGGAAAAUAAACAUGUUUUGAUCAUA